CUUGAUCAAUUGAGAAAAUGAUUGGCAGAUUAAUCGAUAAUGAAAAUAAUAAUUAGUUGCAGUCUUACACUAAUAUUGCAAAGUUGUAAAAUGUUUUUUCAUCCCUCUUGGAGAGUAUCAGGAUCGUUUUCUGUAAUACAAGUAGAAGUAAUUAUGAAUCUACAUGGAGAAUAUGUGUAAUUACCACAUUUGUUAUUUAAUUAAAGCCCCCUUCCAGACAUGUUUUAAGACCUAUACAAAUACUCUGCUUUGAAUAAUAAUUUGUGUCUGAUAUGUUUUUUUAUUUGUUAAAAUUCUUCAAAUUAUAUCUACUCCUUCGUUCUCUUUGAAAACUCCAGAAUCUAUCAACAUGCAAAUAUUUUGUACACUUUACUUUAACCCCUAUUUAACAUCCAUAAGCACUUAAACAUUUUAUUUAUGUUUUACACACUAUAAUGUAGUUGUAAGCAGAUAUAAGUGUUUAUUAAUGUAUUUGUAAGUAUAACACAUAAGUGGAUACCAUAAACAGAUCAUGAAGACAAUAUAAUAAAAUGCAGUUGUAAUAAUAUAAACUGUCUUCAUAGGAGAAGUUAGAAUUGGUGACAAAUACUGUACAUUAAUUAAUGCUUAAGAUUGUCUUUAUAGCUGCACACAACUACAUUAUAGUGUGUUAAAAACAUUUAUUAAAUGUUUAUAUACUGCUUAGAAAUGCUAAAUAGGGGGUCUUAGAAUAAAGUGUGAAACAACUAAACUACUUAAAACAAGAUGUCUCCAUGCACAUACACUGAAAAGUUCAUUCUCAGUGCAUGCGCACUUGAGGUUUCAAGCUUCCACAUCAGCCCAUCAACUCCAUACCUUAUGGACAUUUACCAUGACAUAAAAUAGCCAUACUAUCCUAAGGACUCAUUUUAUGGGGAAAAAAAUAUACAUCAUACAAACAUACAUUCUAACAAAAACAUAAAGAUCCAUACUCUGUCCAAAACAGAUUCUCAUUAAAGUGGAUUGACCCUUGAAAGUUCACAGAGAUCAGUUGAAUUUAGGUGACAUGUAGUAUUUUGUGUCCCAACUGUUAUGACUGCUACUGUAGUCAUGAUGUCAGUCUGGGUCAGGAUGAUUAAAGCAGAUAGUCCUGGAUUGCGUACAUCUGUGACAAUGGUUGUUUUCUUCCGCUGGUUUUAAAGGUUACUGAAGGUCAUCAGUCUCUUGUAGCUCUGUCUUGUUUAUUUCCUACAUCUCAAGUGUCUAAUUCAUCUUGAAGGAUUAUGCGUUGACUUCCAUGAGCGCACUUUGUCAGGACUCCUCUGACUUUUCUCCCACUAUCCAUGACGUAGUGUGCAUCCUGUUGUUGUAAGCCUUGAGCCUCCAGCCGGCCACUUCAGCCUCCCGGUCCUGUUUCCUCUACCCAAUGGGCACAAGAGUGAGCAUCCUGCCAGGAAAGCCAUUCACUCGCAUAUCACCUUCUCACAGAUUUUAUCUUUCAGGGCACUCAAGACACUUAGCAACAAGUGUGUAAACUUCUAUCUUGUCUUUACAGUACACUGUGUAUGACAGCUGAAAGUAGGUUAGCUAAAUUGAAAACAAAAACAUUGAUUUAAAAAAACAUUUACUAGAAUAAAAUCAGAAUUUGAGCAAUAUGUUUGCUAUCAUCCCUUACUGCAGACUGAUUUCUGUUGCAGCUGAUCUGCUGUGGAUUGGUACCAUUUGUAGUUUAUGAAUAGAGUAAAAUUUCCUUUUAAUGGAAACAUUUUAUAGUGCACACAUAUUGUGCAAGAGAUAAAUAACCUUCAGAGUUCAUGGUCGGAUUGACUCAACCAUGAAAAUAGCUCCAUCUUGUGGGAUUAGACAGCAUUAUAAUACUGUAUGCACAAUAUGUAAUUCAUUGCACCUUUCAUUUACAUGAUGGAAGGAUUUUGCCCAAUAAAAAAACAGACAUUUUAAGCUUUAAGGUAGCAGCUGAAUAAUAUUGAUGUUAUCUGUGACUCUGCAGAUGCAUUUCUCAGCAAUGUUUUUCAAGUUCAGCUCAGCUGUCAAUAGCUCCAGUGUGGUUAUGCAACAGCUAGAGAAGCGUGAUGAAAACAAAAUCUUAAUUUUAGUGAUUCCCAAGCUAUUAAGAGAUUUGAGUGAAAGACUGUGUUAGAGAGAGAGAGAGAGAGAGAGAGAGAGAGAGAUGUGCAGCACAAGUCUGGAAAACCUGUAGGUUAGAGGGUCAACGCUGAGAGAUAUAAGCUUAGAGUCCAUUAGUGGAUUAUAACCAUAACCACUCCAUGGCUCCUGUAUCUCUCUUGGAUUAAAGAGAGAGUGGAAGGGGGAGACACAGAGAGGGAGCGAUACAGAGAUAUGCUGAGUGCAUGAGGGUAACUGGAAAGCAAGUGAACUGAGCAAAUUCAAAGGCAGAGCAUAUUAUACUGUGCAUACGUGGACUGAGAAACACUGAAAAGCGCGCUGAAGUCAAGUUGGAGCGGUACACCUACGGUAUAUCACCUGGCUGAUUAAGUGAAUUGCACAAGGAAGCGCACGAUGGACGUGGACCUGGAGGGGAUUAUCCAGUGCAUCAAGCAGGGGGAUGAGAACGGUGUUCAGACACAGCUGCAGGAGUUCAACAAAGAGUACGCCCAGUGCUUCUUCUUUGAUGCAGAGGAGAGGGACCGAAGGAAACAAAGAAAACUAGAAGAGUUCAGGAACAAUAAAGUGAGGGAAUACACUGAUUCUGACUCCGAAUGUGACGAGUACGACCAGGAGGAUCGAGGCCUCAUCCUCAGACAGAAUUUAGCUGUUGUCCUCUUGAGAUUCAUAAGAACAGGAGUGAAAUGUCGUCUGUUGAGAGUAUCUCUACGCACGCUGAGAAUCCUCUCCAGAGACAAAAAGGUUCUGGGCCCCUUGGUGACCGACAGCUCUCUUCUGACGGUGGCCAAACUAGCCGGGCUGACCACAUGUGAUGCAAGUGACGAAGCCAGCGACCCUGACUCCGAUUUCUAUGAUAACAUCAUUGUUUCUCUCGCUGAGGCCAAAGUGUUGCAGUGUCGCACUGAUGACGACGAAGGCGACGUUGAAGCCAUUGACCAAAACGAAGAGUGCGCUGCCUUUGAUGAGGACGCCAAGAGUGAUAUCAGCAUCGCCAACAGCGGAGAUCUGGACAGCAUCAGCUGGUUUGGGAGCCACAGGACCAGCAUCAACGAAAUGCACAGAAGCGGCAUACAUCAAAAGGUGCUGGAGCGAGGGAGGAGGGACCGUAGAGAGAGCAAGAUGGAGGGGCAGGAAGAGGCGGAGGAUGAAGAGGGGGAGUCAGGAGAGGAGGCACAGAGAAAAGAGGCCAUGAAGGUGUUGUGUAAUGUGGUGUACAACAGCACCUGGGCACAGGAGAGGUUCAGUGCUCUCAGGCUCAUGUGUGGUCUCAUAGAGCGUCUAUCCUCCAGUGUUAGUUGCUCAUCUCCCUCCAGUGUUCAGUUCUAUGAACUACGCCUCAUGUUCCUUAUUACUGCUCUGCGGCCAGAGCUCAGGACUCAGCUUCAACAGGAGGGAGGUGUGUCCAUCCUCACAGCAGCUCUGGAGAGCUGCCUGGAGGUUCAGUGGAAGGAUCAGUAUGAGUGUGUGCUGGGCCCAGCAGCACCACCCAUCUCACUGGAAGCCUCUCAGCGUAUCAUAGAGAUCCUCAAAAUCCUCUUCAACAUCACCUACAGCACCCACAGGCAGGAGCCAAGUGAGGACGAUGCAGCUCUUUACCGACACCUGGUGGCACUCCUGCGUCUCUGCCUGAUGAGGAAGUGUAUGCUUUCGGACGACUCUGAUGAACUACAGGGUCACACAGUCAACCUGUUGUCAGCGCUGCCUCUCCAGUGUCUCGAUGUGCUGCUGAGGGUGCCUCUGGAACCAGACUCGCAGCAGUGCCAGGGGGUUAACAUGGACUGUGUCCACUCCCUGGUGCUGUUCAUGGAGAGACGCCUGGAUUCGGGUGAUAAGAUGAAAGAGAAGCUGACACCAAUCCUCAAUCUGCUGACGGAGAGCUGCAGGGCCCACAGAGAAACACGCCAUUACAUCAGGAAACAUAUCCUGCCUCCUCUGAGAGAUGUAUCACACAGGCCAGAGGAAGGCUCCACAGUGAAGAGUCGUCUGAUCCGUCUCAUGACUCAUCUGGAUACAGACCUCAAACACUGCGCUGCUGACCUCAUCUUUGUCCUCUGCAAGGAAAAUGUGAGUCGUUUUGUCAAGUACACAGGCUACGGCAACGCAGCAGGCCUGCUGGCCACCAGGGGUUUGCUUGGCGGGGGGUCCAGGACCACCAGCUCUGACGCCCAGUAUUCCAGCGACUCUGACUCGGACACUGAGGAGUACCGGCAGGUCAAAGAUCGCAUCAACCCGGUGACGGGGCGAGUGGAGACAGAGCAGCCGGACCCCAUGGAGGGCAUGACAGAGGAGGAGAAGGAGGAGGAGGCCAAGAGGCUGAUCAUGCUCUUCAACAAGCUGUCCAGAGAUAACAUUAUCCAGCCGAUGGCCGUGGAUUCAGAGGGGAAGCUGGUCCCAAUGUCAGGACUGAGGGAAAAUUCCUUCACUGAGGAGGGGCAGUCUGAGUCAGAGAAUGAUGGAGAAGCAGAGGAAGGAGAGAAGGACUGAAACAUGUCAAAUCCAUUCAGUUGAUUAAGUUUCUUCUAUAAUGAUCCGACUUCUGAAGUUUGACAGUGCAUAAAUAUUUGUUGUAAACAUGUGGACGAUAUGAAAACAAGGUGAUGUAUUUCUCACCCAGACCCAGCCAUUCUGAAAGAGUGAACUCAAGAAAGGAUAUAAAAAGCAAAUUUAUUAUUUCUUAUAAAAGAGCACAAAUAAGGUCACACUGGUUUGAGUUAAGAACGAAAUUCUGAAUUGAUAGUAGAUCCUAAGAAGGAACUGAUUUCAUGGCAAUAACAUGAUAAUAUCCUCCAAUAUUUUUAUAUAUAUUUUCCAUAUAUUGUAAUUAUAUUGUUUGUACUAAUACUAUUUGUAUAGUAAUGCAUAGUUUCAAUCUCCUCUAUAGCGUUGCUUGAGAGUAAAUUCCAAAUAGGCAACAUCUGAUAUCUGAUACAUGCACUCAUUGGUUAGCCAGACCCCUUAAUACAAGAAAAUGAAAUAAACAUCUGCGCAGCAUA
Siniperca chuatsi (mandarin fish) is the source of this 5096-nucleotide messenger RNA. RefSeq names its product synembryn-A. Gene Ontology annotation, cellular component: plasma membrane; cytoplasm. Bases 2497 to 4587 code for a protein of 696 amino acids. Gene Ontology annotation, molecular function: guanyl-nucleotide exchange factor activity; G-protein alpha-subunit binding. The transcript has 14 exons. Lineage: Eukaryota; Metazoa; Chordata; Actinopteri; Centrarchiformes; Sinipercidae. Gene Ontology annotation, biological process: G protein-coupled receptor signaling pathway. The record is from RefSeq and is a predicted model, not a curated record.